CAGGUCGAAAUCACAGAGGAGGUAGUCAAGGCUGCAGCCGAGAACUGGCAGAAUGGGAAAGACCUGAUGGCCCUUCUUCUUCAGAAGCGAGGAGACCAGGUCGAACUCACAGAGGAGGUGGUCAAGGCUGCAGCCGGGAACUGGCUGGGUGGGAAGGAGGUGAUGGCCCUUCUUCUUGAGAAGCGAGGAGACCAGGUGGAAAUUACCGAGGAGGUAGUCAAGGCCGUAGCCGGGAACUGGCAGAAUGGGAAAGACGUGAUGGCCCUUCUUCUUGAGAAGCGAGGAGACCAGGUCGAAAUUACAGAGGAGGUGGUCAAGGCUGCAGCCGAGAACUGGCAAAAUGGGAGAGAGGUGAUGGCCCUUCUUCUUGAGAAGCGAGGAGACCAGGUCGAAAUUACAGAGGAGGUAGUCAAGGCUGCAGCCGGGAACUGGCUGGGUGGGAAAGAUAUGAUGGCCCUUCUCCUUGAGAAACGAGGAGACCAGGUCGAAAUCACUGAGGAGGCGGUCGCUUCCGUAAGAGAAAACAAGUCAACAAAAGGCUUUGUCGACAAGUCGAGGACAACCGGCAGUUGCGGACAAGUUUCUUGGGCUCUGGGGACUAUCAACGCUUUGGUGUUACUCCUUCUCGUCGGGUUUCAAGGAGUUCUGAAAACCUGAACCUGGCCUGGUGUCGAGGUUAGGGUUUGUUUUGUUGUGUGAAUAGGUCCGUAUUCAUACCGACAGUGAACAGAAAGUCGUGCCACUUCUACAACAGCGCGAUUGUAUUAUUCACCAUUGACGGGGUUAGUGCUUUGGAACGGAUUCCUUCUACCGUACGACGCAGUUGCAGCAACACAAGGUAUACCCAGCUA
This is a messenger RNA of Chaetomium strumarium, 851 nucleotides long. RefSeq lists its product as uncharacterized. The coding region runs from base 67 to 657 and encodes 196 amino acids. NCBI's taxonomy places the organism in Eukaryota, Fungi, Ascomycota, Sordariomycetes, Sordariales, Chaetomiaceae. The transcript has a single exon. The record is from RefSeq and is a predicted model, not a curated record.